Molecule: messenger RNA, 816 nt
Organism: Chrysochloris asiatica (Cape golden mole)
Lineage: Eukaryota; Metazoa; Chordata; Mammalia; Afrosoricida; Chrysochloridae
Product: transmembrane protein 192-like
Exons: 6
Coding region: 1-816 (271 amino acids)
Cellular component (GO): late endosome; lysosomal membrane
Source: RefSeq, a predicted model, not a curated record
AUGGCGUCUGCAAGUAGGAUGGAGGACGGUUCCUUGGAUCUUACCCAAAGUAUUGAAGAUGAUCCCCUUCUAGAUGCCCGUCUUCCACCACACCAUUCAUUGCAAGCUCAAUUUAGACCCAGAUUUCAUCCUCUUCCUACAGUCAUAAUAGCAAAUCUUCUCUUGUUAGUACACGUUGUGUUUGUUGUUUUAGCGUUUUUAACAGGUAUGCUUUGUUCUUAUCCUAAUCCACAUGAGGACAAAUGUCCAGGAAACUACACGAACCCGUUGAAAGUUCAGACAGUCAUAAUCCUUGGAAAAGUUAUUUUGUGGAUUCUGCAUAUAGUUCUUGAGCGCUACAUCCAGUAUCACCACAGCAAAGUAAGGAAACGAGGCUAUAACAUGAUCUACCGAUCCACCAGCCAUCUUAAAAGACUUGCAUUGAUGGUACACUCCAUGGGCAACACAGCACUUCUUCUCUUACUGAGCAUUCAGCAUUCCUUUCCUGAGCCCAGUAAAUUGUAUCUUGACUUCAUUUUGGCCAUCCUGGGCCUGGAACUGAUCUGUUCCGUGACAUGUCUGCUAAUUUACACAGUGAAAGUUCAAAAUUUUAAUAAUGCUAAAGCAAGACCUGAUGUACUUGAAGAAGAAAAAAUCUAUGCUUAUCCCAGCAAUAUUAACUCGGAGACUGGAUUCAGGACUAUUUCUAGCCUAGAAGAAAUUGUUGAAAAACAAGGAGACAUCAUAAUAUACCUGAAGCGACACAAUGCAUUGUUGAGUAAACGAUUAUUGACUUUCAUGUCCUCUGACCUGUGCUCUCAGCCAAGUAGAAUAUGA